UGUAUAUCCAUUAAAGCCAAGAAUGUCUAAGAAGAAGGCCCUAUCAAUCAUAAUAAUUAUUUGGUUUUGCGGAUCAAUCUUCUCUUUUCCAACACUUCUCUACUCGAAGACACUGUCCUAUCGUUACGCUAAAGAAGAGGUGCGGACACUAUGUAUAAUGAUAUGGCCGGACGGCUCGGCCGGCAAUUCAGAAUCUGAUAACAUAUAUAAUAUACUGUUUCUACUGCUCACAUAUGUCGUGCCAAUUAUAUCAAUGGUUUUUACAUAUUCUCUGAUUGCACGAGUCUUAUGGGGUAAUAAAGGAAUCGGUGAAUCAACUGAAUACCAGAAAGAGUCGAUUAGAUCUAAGAGGAAGAUUGUGAGGAUGCUUAUGGUAGUCGUCGCCAUAUUUGCCAUUUGCUGGUUGCCGUAUCAUUUAUAUUUCCUAUUGACGUACAAAUUCCCGGAAGUGGUCCACUUUCCCUUUAUUCAACACAUCUAUUUGGGUAUAUACUGGUUGGCAAUGUCAAAUUCAAUGUAUAAUUGGAUGAUAUACUGUUGGAUGAAUAAAAGGUUUCGUAAUUACUUCAAACAAUACCUGUUUUGUUGUUUUGCGAAGAAAGAGUUGAAUCAAUUUUCAUCGCUUCAGAGGAAUGGUUUCUAUACUAACAAUACUCGGAGUCCAACCACAAGAUAUGAUUUAAUGCAAAUGUCCGGCAAUUAUAACGGAAACAACAGUAACGUCACUACAAUACUAAUGAAAAGAAGUUCACUAUCAAUGAGUGCCAGAGAAACCCGAACAUAG
Molecule: messenger RNA, 784 nt
Organism: Oppia nitens
Lineage: Eukaryota; Metazoa; Arthropoda; Arachnida; Sarcoptiformes; Oppiidae
Product: tachykinin-like peptides receptor 86C
Exons: 5
Coding region: 23-784 (253 amino acids)
Biological process (GO): G protein-coupled receptor signaling pathway
Cellular component (GO): plasma membrane
Molecular function (GO): tachykinin receptor activity
Source: RefSeq, a predicted model, not a curated record